UACAACUCAGCAAAAGCCAACACAAAGAAAAUAUAUUGAUCCUUCAAUUCAACUCACGAUGCUACAGGAAAAUAGGGAGGUGGUGAACAUUUUUCCAGCAGUGAUGCAACCUACUGAACCGACAGUGCUCCACCCUGCUUCUCCGUUUAUGGGCGGCGUUUCGACGAUUCUCUGGCCUCCAGCUCCGACGAUGGGUGCUUCAGACUCACCUCAAAUUCUGGGUAGUCCUAAUCGUCCUCUAGAAGCAAAUGGAAAGGAAGAGAAUGUUUGCUCAACAAUUCAUGGUGAGGAAGAUGAAGUGGCUCUAGAAACUCAGAACUUGGAGGAUGAAAAUAUGGUUACUUAGCCUUCGAGUAACCAGGUUCUCUUUUCCCCUUUGUUUUUUAUGAUUAUUUUCAAUGAUGUUAGUGUGCUCUCUUGGAAUGUGAGGGGAGCCAAUAACCCUAAGACCAAGAGGUAUCUAAAAGAAUUGAUGAAUAAAUAUCACCCCACCUUUCUAGUUAUUAUGGAAACUCACUCUCCUUUUGAUAACAUGAAAUCUUUCUUUGAAGUCCAUGGUUAUAUAAAAGUAGCUAUUGUAGAGGCUCAAGGUCACUCUGGUGGUGUUUGGAUUCUUAAACAGGAUGGUAAUAAUUUGGUUGUGCAGUGGGAAGAUAUCCAUAAUAAUGCUAUAACUUUUAGCAUUGCUUUGGGAGUAAAUAAGUGGUCGUACUGUACUGGGUUAUAUGCAAGCCCAACUCCAACAAUUCGGGCAAAUUUUUGGCACUAUCUUUGUAACUUGAAAGAAACUAUCUCUGGUCCUUGGUUUCUCAUAGGUGAUUUUAAUGAGAUUAUUGCUCCUAGUGAACAGCGAGGAGGAAUUUUUACUCAAAGUAGAGCUGAUGGUUUGAUCUCUGUUAUGGAUAAUUGCGAUCUUGUUGAUCUGAACAGUGUUGGAGGCAAAUUCACAUGGCACAGGAAUUGUAGAGGUGAAAGAAGCAUUGCAAAUAAAUUGGAUAGAGGGAUGACUAAUCUUCAAUGGAGACUUAUUUUUCCGGAAGCCUAUCUAGAAACUCUUUGUAGGUCCAAUUCGGACCACAAUCCUAUCAUUUUGAGAUGUGGUGGCCUUCCUAUAGCAAGAGGUACUAGACCCUUUAGAUUUGAGGCUGCUUGGAUGAGUCAUUCAGAUUAUGAAAAUGUGGUGGAAAGUGCUUGGACUAAAGAAAGAGGUUGCCCUAUUUCAGCCCUACACACUAUAAAAGAGGACUCCAUUAUUUUUAAUAAAGAGGUCUUUGGAAACAUUUUCAAGAAGAAAAGGAAUUUAGAGGACAGACUCAAAGGCAUUCAACAAACAAUGGAAAGAGUGGAUUCUGUGAGACUUAUCCUUCUUGAACAACAAUUACAACAAGAGUUAGAUCAAGUUCUUUAUCAGAAGGAAAUGCUUUGGUACCAAAAAUCAAGAGAAAAGUGGAUUAAAUUUGGUGAUAAAAAUACUAAAUUUUUUCAUGCUCAAACUAUCAUUAGAAGAAAAAGGAAUAAAAUUCAUGGCCUUACCUUGCCUUGUGGUUCUUGGUGUACAGAGGAUUCUAUUUUGCAAGAAGAGACUCUCAAGUUCUUUAAAAAUUUGUUUUCCCCUGCUACUUGAAGCUCUCAUAGUCACUCUUUUGAUGUCAA
Molecule: messenger RNA, 1653 nt
Organism: Trifolium pratense (red clover)
Lineage: Eukaryota; Viridiplantae; Streptophyta; Magnoliopsida; Fabales; Fabaceae
Exons: 1
Coding region: 386-1624 (412 amino acids)
Molecular function (GO): catalytic activity
Source: RefSeq, a predicted model, not a curated record